AUGAUUGUAGUGGCGAGGGUUAUUAUUGAUAGGAAUACUGGGAGGUCUAGGGGAUUCGGUUUUGUCAACUUCUCCAGCGAUGACUCUGCUAGCUCGGCACUAUCUGCAAUGGAUGGCCAGGAUUUACAAGGGCGUCAUAUUCGUGUGAGUUAUGCUACUGAGCGGUCCGAAUCUAGUGGUAGAUCCUUUGGUGGCGGUGGUGGCGGAGGUUAUCGUGGUGGUGGUGGUGGUUUUGGUGGAGGCCGGGGUGGGGAUUUUGACUUUUAAGUAUGCAUUCCCUUGCUGUCCAUUUAGGCUUCUUGCUUCAUUAGUUGUUUAGAAUUAAGUUGCAUGAUUUGUCUCUUUUUAAUUUGCUCUUCGUACUACAUUUUUCAGUGAUUGCUCUAAUAUAUGAAGCAAUUUGU
Messenger RNA from Ziziphus jujuba (common jujube), 404 nucleotides. Its product is annotated as glycine-rich RNA-binding protein 2, mitochondrial-like. NCBI's taxonomy places the organism in Eukaryota, Viridiplantae, Streptophyta, Magnoliopsida, Rosales, Rhamnaceae. The coding region runs from base 1 to 267 and encodes 88 amino acids. Gene Ontology annotation, molecular function: RNA binding. The record is from RefSeq and is a predicted model, not a curated record. The transcript is spliced from 3 exons.